Exaiptasia diaphana is the source of this 1067-nucleotide messenger RNA. RefSeq lists its product as uncharacterized. The coding region runs from base 275 to 898 and encodes 207 amino acids. The transcript is spliced from 2 exons. The record is from RefSeq and is a predicted model, not a curated record. Lineage: Eukaryota; Metazoa; Cnidaria; Anthozoa; Actiniaria; Aiptasiidae.
ACACUGUUUUUGAAGCAUAUGUCUUAAGACUUGAUCAUUCCAAAGUCUCUCCUGAGCCAAUCGUUUCCAGUAUUGACUUUGUGAAUAGGUAAUGUAAGUAUGUAACUGAACAGUGACUGGCACAUACUUAACCUUAAGUUUUUAAAGAUAAGUUCGACUAAGUUUGCUUAUUUCGACAUAUUUUUGUUACCAAUUAGCGUACAUUCGUACAGAAAAGAUAAACAAAUGUAAUACGCGAUUAGCUGAUUGCAAAAACCGUGCUUUUAACCUGAUCAUGUUAKGAGGGAUGAAAGUUCUUCGCCAGCCUCACGAGAUUUUGGCAGCAAAAAGGCUGUUGUACGACGUGUUUAUCAAAGAGAUAAAGUGGCAACCAAGACCAAAUAAUCCAACUGGGCUUCGUGUAUGUCAACUUGCCAACGGUGAAAGAAUUCUUUGUGAUCACUUUGAUGAAGAGGCAACUUGGAUGGGAUGGUAUCAAGAUUAUCAACUGAGAGGAACUUGGCGAAUUCUAACUCGAGUAAACAAGUUCAGAAAACUUGACAUCGAGUUGUACAUUUCCAAGGAAAAGAACUUUCUUCUUUAUAAAGUAGUUAUAGAGCAUCGCUGUGUAGAGUUGCAACGAAACGUACUCACAAAAGAAUACAGGGGGACGAAGGGCUAUUUUGGAUCUCUGCUAUUGUGUAAUUUGCUGUUUGCUAAGUCAAGAAAGUGCGGUGUGAUCGCUUCAGCCCCUGUUGAAUAUAUUCARAAUCAYUUAAGCAGCUAUGGCUUCGACUGCAUUGAUCCAAAGUUUUAUUAUGGAGAAGAAAAUGAAACUCCUUGUUCGGUUCUUCUUUUGCCAUCUCACAAAGUGAAUACUGGAAUUGACCUUAUUCGGAGAAAACUUAGAAAUAUUUAAUCUGAAUAAUCCUAUAUAAACAAAACUAAGACUUCGGUGGUACGACGAAUUUCACAUGUGUCGAAUACAAUGCCUAUUUUCGUCGACUAAACAAUUAAGUAACAAUGCGCGCAAAAAGCAGGCAACUAUCUAUUGUUCUGCGGCAAUUGGAACUUCCCCACAUACGAAU